AUGGGACCUAAGAAAAAAAGUUCAGUUUGGCAGUUCUUUAACAAAAUUGAUGAUAAGAAAACGAAAUGCAAACUAUGUCAAAAGGAAAUUAAGUCUGCUGGAAAUACUACGAACUUAAUUGGGCACGUUCGUAAUGUUCAUAAGGCUGCUUAUCUUGAAAUUCAGCCAAAACAAAAUACAUUAAAUGCAGAAGAAAUAUCGAAUCCUCUAAAUACCAAGGUAACGCCUAACGAUAACAUUGAUGAUGGUUUACUUCAAUCUGAACCGAUUCCUAGUACAAGUGGCAGUGGCAAUAAAAGAUCCUGUGAGCCGUUACCGAAAACCGUAAAUGAAACUAUUGAUUUAGACUUAGAAGAAAACGUUACCCCUUUAAAACGCCAAAAAACAAUACAGGCCGCCUUUAAAGAUAUUUCUUCUUACUCAGAAUCUGGACAGAAGACAAGGAAACUGAACAACUCUGUUAUAGAAGAUCCCGUAGCGAAGGAGGUGCAAAAACUUGCUAUUAAUGAAAUAAAUAAAAGAAUGGGUUCUAUAGAACAUGUGAGUGCUCUUGCUAUCGCAAGUAUUCUAGAUCCACGGUUCAAAAGAAUACAUUUCAAUGAUGCAAUAGCUUGUUCGAAUGCUGUUUCGAAAAUUAAGGAUAUAAUGAAGAAGAAUUUGCAAAGCAAUGAAGAACCUGAGUCAGAUUCUGAUAAAUCUGAUAAAAAUGAAGAGGUCUUUUCAUUAUGGACUGAUCACCAUAAGUUAGUGCAUCGUAACUGGAAAAUUAACAAAUCUGAAGAUGUUUUGUCUGACGAACUUUCAGUUUAUCUCAGAAGUCCUGUUGGAAGACUGAACGAAAAUCCGUUAGAAAUCUGGAGGGAUUAUAAAAUACAAUUCCCGAAGCUGUACAAAAUAGCUUUCAAGUAUUUGACAAUAGUUGGCACGUCAGUACCUUCAGAAAGACUUUUUUCACAGGCAGGGCUAGUUUUGACUGAACGAAGGAACCGAUUGAAGGGGAAAAGAUUAAGUAAACUUUUAUUUUUACAUAGCAUUGACAAAAAAUAUUGGAAUAUG
This is a messenger RNA of Brenthis ino (lesser marbled fritillary), 1056 nucleotides long. NCBI's taxonomy places the organism in Eukaryota, Metazoa, Arthropoda, Insecta, Lepidoptera, Nymphalidae. The record is from the annotation of a GenBank genome assembly.